Molecule: messenger RNA, 813 nt
Organism: Trichoderma citrinoviride
Lineage: Eukaryota; Fungi; Ascomycota; Sordariomycetes; Hypocreales; Hypocreaceae
Exons: 2
Coding region: 1-813 (270 amino acids)
Source: RefSeq, a predicted model, not a curated record
AUGGGUCUCGACCCGAAUGCUCAGCCCAAGGCGGGCCGCAAACCUCGUCGAAAGGUUCAGAAUAAACCCGGUCAGAAGAAGCAAGCAAAUGCCACCAAAGCUUCAGCUUCACGAAACCAGUCCCGGCGCGCCACCCUCCCGCGUCAGCCGUACGUCCAGGAGACAUACCACCCCAGCGAAAAUGUGCAUUUCGAAACACCCGAGUCGUGGGAGGGACGCCACGUCAAGUUGGUGAAUAAUACCAAGCGGGUGUACUUUUCAGAAAGGUUUUCCAUCACAGACGCUCAUAUUGACGCCCUCAUCUCUGUGGGAGCCGACUUCUGCCAGUCUCUGCGCAGCUUCUCUGCAGGGGACGCAGAAACAGGCAAGGGCUAUGACUUGACGGACGCCGCCAUCGAUCGUCUUGCCAAAGCGUGUCCCAACCUCGUUCACGUCAGUCUCGACGGCGCAGUUCAACUCACAGACAAGUCUCUUCUGUCCCUCUUCACGAAUUGCCCAAAUCUAGUCUUUGUUCAUCUCUCGGGCAACGACAAUUCGCCCGGCAAGGUCAGGGGGACUGCUCUUCGCAAGCUGAAAGACAGCCCGGCCAUGGCGCCGAAACUGGUCGAGCUGAAGCUGUCAGACCAGUCCGAGAUUGACGAGAGGCUCGAGGCGGCGAUGAAGGCGCUGUCGGCGGCGAGGAAGGAUCUCCUGAUUCGGGCGGGUAACACGCAUGAGGAGUAUGGGUCGAUUCACUACUGGCUUGGGGGGAAGAAUAAGUUUGAGUUUGAGGUAUACGGAGGGGCAUCCGGCAUGGGAUUUGGACCGUGGUGA